This is a messenger RNA of Venustampulla echinocandica, 2052 nucleotides long. RefSeq lists its product as uncharacterized. NCBI's taxonomy places the organism in Eukaryota, Fungi, Ascomycota, Leotiomycetes, Helotiales, Pleuroascaceae. Bases 1 to 2052 code for a protein of 683 amino acids. The transcript has 5 exons. The record is from RefSeq and is a predicted model, not a curated record.
AUGAAGACGAUUCCCCUCUUGACGGCUCUCCUGAGUCUCAAGGCACUUGGAGUUUAUGCUCUCAACUGCAACACUGCCGAUCCUCUCAAGGCAGAUGGUCCCUCAGGGGUGGAUAUCGCUAGUAGUCUUCAGCUCGGAGGGAACGGAACCAUUGACGACAUUUGCAAUAAUAGGUUCAAGGACAUCGGGGCCGGACCUAUCAUCUACAAUGCUGGGCCAAUAGUCUUUUCACUCUCCCAGACCGAAGGAGUGCUACAUCCCAAGGGGGAUUGCAAGUCUGCCCUGACUAGCAUUAUCUCUCAGUGCAUCGUCACCCAGAAUGUCUGGGGAGGUUCUGUGGAAACAGAGGGGUUGUUGUUUGAAAUUAUGGAGGGGGGGGACGACGAUGAGGAUGCCGAUGAGGAUUACGAUGAGGAUGACGAUGAGGAUGACGAUGAGCAUGGAAUUCAAGCCCGUGCUAAUAAGAAGAAAGGGGGGGCAAAACCAGCAAAGGGUACUAAAGCGAAAGACAAAAAGGUCAAGUCUAAGAAGGUCAAGACCAAGAAGACUAAGACGAAGGCGACCAAGACCAAAAAAUCCACAUCAACCAAGGUCAGCACCAGCAACUGCCAGGAGGCAACCGGCAAGGCAAAAGGGAAAGGGAAAGGGAAAGGGAAAGGGAAAAAGGGUGAUAAGGGGAAGCGAGCCGAGCCAGAGGGAGACUCAUGUUCAGCUCCAGAAUUGGACUGCUCGAAAGCUUUCGCCGUUGCCGCUAAACAGCUACAGGAACUCCAGCCUCUUGAAGCUAGAGAUCUUUUUACGUCGCCGAUCGAUGGACGAGACUUUUACGUUGGUAGCAUGUCCGGCAUGGCGCACUAUAGCAAUAUUCAAAAGCGAGGGCCGAAGAAAGGCAAGUUAUUCAGUAUAAGUUGGAAUGCAGGCUCCUCUCCAGACGUUAGUAACAAAAGAACUGAUACUUUGGCAUACUACGGCUGGGAUUUUCCUAGAUCUUGUGACGACUAUACUUGGAAAGGACCGUUCACUAAGGCCGAAGCCAAAAAAAUAAGAACUAAGGGAUCACCAGAGUCCAAAAAAGCAAAGUACGAGAUCGAGCACAUCAUGGAAUGGCAAAUUGUCACCGGGUUUUUCGACUGGAUCGCUACAACUAAGGCUAAAGGCAAUAAGUUUCCUAACCCUGACGGCAGCGACAAAAAAGUAGAUUUCGCCACUUACUUCAAAGCAACAUGGGUUAUGGAUGGAGAAAAUAAAGAUCCAGGACAGACAUUCGAAUUGGUAGCCUCAGACGGCACACCAGAGGGGCAGCCUUUAACGCCUCGAGAACAUCUAGCUUCUGUCUAUCCCUCAGUAAAUGAACAUAUCGAUGAAUUCGUAUAUCUGGAAGCAGAAAUUAAUGCUCCCGCCAAAGCUCAAACGUUCUCAUCGGCAAACAAAGACACUGUAUUUUCCAAAGAUACAACGACGAAGAACAUCGAGAGCCAACCGGCGAAGGUGGACAAAAAAAGUGGGAAGAAGAAGGGGAAGGAUGGAACACCCGAGACACAAAUAAUUCUGCUAAAAUCGCUUAUUGGUGUUCGGAAGUACAUGAGAACCCCAGCGAUCAACGAAACCUUCAACGCCCAGCAGAAACGCAUGGGGGAGAUGUUGGGAAAACUGGACUCUCAGCUUGGAAAGCACCCCAAAAAGGCCAUUGCAGCAACGGACGAUGAGGAAUCAGAAUCAGAAUCAGAAUCAGAAUCGGAAGCUGAUAAAACCGAUUUUGCCUGGCAGGAGAUGGGACUUAAAGCAUUGUGGGGUGAAUGGAUGGACUUGAGAUUUGAAACAGGUGUGAAAAGAAUGAAUUUUGAGAUGAACGACGGCAUCAAGAGACUUGAGAAAAUACCCAAAGCCGACAAGAAGUUGAAAGAGUCUAUCGCCAAGCUCAAGAAGGAAUGGGAUACUGAGAAGAAGAGCGCUUGGGACAUGCCAUGGCCAAAGCACCCCAAGGCAGAGGUGAAGAUACCAAAAAAGGACAAAACAACAGAUGAUGAAAAAACAGAGGACGAAAGCGAGUAA